ACGAACAUGCAUAAAGUCGAUUUCUUGACAUCUGUUUAGAGGUGAAAAACAGGACAAGUGCCGCAAUGAGUCUCUCCGCUAAAGACAAAGCCGUCGUCAAAGACCUUUGGGCCAAGAUCGCUCCAAAGGCUGAUGAAAUUGGAAGUGAGGCACUUGGCAGGCUGUUCGAGGUCUAUCCUCAGACAAAGACCUACUUCGCUCACUGGUCUGAUCUUCAUCCUGGAUCACCCCAGGUGAAGAAGCACGGAGCCGUAAUUGUAAGAAAAGUUGGAGAAGCUGUUGCCAACAUCGACGAUCUUACUGGAGCUCUAAGCUCACUAAGCGACCUGCAUGCUUUCAAGCUCCGUGUUGACCCUGCUAAUUUCAAGAUCCUGGGCCAGACCUUGAAGGUGAGCAUUGCCUUGUACUUCCCUGGGGAAUUCACUCCUGAAGUUCACUUGUCUUUCGACAAGUUUCUUCAGAACGUGGCCUUAGCUCUGUCUGAGAAGUACCGCUAAAUGAUGUACCAGUAUCAGAAGACAUCAUAUAAAUAACAUCCAUAAAUGUUAUUGACAAUAAACAAAAUUGAACAAUA
Messenger RNA from Hemibagrus wyckioides, 574 nucleotides. RefSeq names its product hemoglobin subunit alpha-like. Lineage: Eukaryota; Metazoa; Chordata; Actinopteri; Siluriformes; Bagridae. The coding region runs from base 66 to 497 and encodes 143 amino acids. Gene Ontology annotation, biological process: oxygen transport; hydrogen peroxide catabolic process. Gene Ontology annotation, cellular component: hemoglobin complex; blood microparticle; haptoglobin-hemoglobin complex. The record is from RefSeq and is a predicted model, not a curated record. Gene Ontology annotation, molecular function: iron ion binding; organic acid binding; heme binding. The transcript is spliced from 3 exons.